This is a messenger RNA of Fragaria vesca subsp. vesca, 686 nucleotides long. Its product is annotated as 60S ribosomal protein L21-1-like. The record is from RefSeq and is a predicted model, not a curated record. Bases 38 to 532 code for a protein of 164 amino acids. Gene Ontology annotation, biological process: translation. Gene Ontology annotation, cellular component: ribosome; cytosolic large ribosomal subunit. Gene Ontology annotation, molecular function: structural constituent of ribosome. Lineage: Eukaryota; Viridiplantae; Streptophyta; Magnoliopsida; Rosales; Rosaceae. The transcript has a single exon.
UAAGGGAAAAGAGGGAAAAGAGAGUAGUGAAGCAGCAAUGCCGGCCGGUCACGGACUCCGAUCCCGCACCCGGGACCUCUUUGCCCGCGGCUUCAGGAAGAAAGGUUACAUCCCUCUCUCCACCUACCUCAAAACCUACCGGACCGGCCAGUACGUCGACGUCAAGGUCAACGGCGCCGUCCACAAGGGCAUGCCCCACAAGUUCUACCACGGGCGGACGGGUCGGGUCUGGAACGUCACCAAACGGGCCAUCGGCGUCGAGAUCAACAAGCAGGUCGGGAACCGGAUCAUCCGCAAGCGCAUCCAGGUGCGCGUGGAGCACGUGCAGCCGUCGAGAUGUGAGGAGGAGUUGAAGGCGAGGAAGGUGAGGAAUGAUGAGAUGAAGGCGGCGGCGAAUGCGCGUGGGGAAGUGAUCAGCACGAAGAGGCAGCCGGAGGGGCCCAAGCCGGGGUUUAUGGUUGAAGGGGCUUCUUUGGAGACUGUCACUCCUAUUCCUUAUGAUGUUGUCAAUGACCUCAAGGGAGGGUACUGAGGGUGAGUUGUGUUGGGGUUUAGGGUUUAGGGUUUAUGAAUUUCGCUAUGUUUCGUAGUCGAUUACAUUGGAGGACUAUGUUGCUUGUUUCAGUGAUUCUGUCUCUGGGUAACUAUUUUUCUUAUAAUAUUGCAAUUUUGGAGAUUGGUCUGUU